GUCUCUCAACAGUUUCUGAAGGGAUUGAAGGAAAGAAAAAUGAGGAUUAUUAUUUUUUCUUGGCACUUUCUGGGGGUGUAUUCCGCCCUUUGGGGGCUGGCGACGGGGGCUUUCCCUAGCUCAGUGCAGAUAGGUGGGUUGUUCAUAAGGAAUACUGAUCAGGAGUAUACAGCGUUUCGACUAGCUAUCUUCCUUCACAACACCAGCCCUAAUGCUACGGAAGCUCCCUUUAACCUGGUCCCACAUGUUGACAACAUAGAGACCGCCAACAGCUUUGCAGUCACCAACGCAUUCUGUUCUCAGUAUUCAAGGGGAGUCUUCGCUAUCUUUGGCCUUUAUGACAAGCGCUCAGUGAACACGCUGACGUCGUUCUGUGGGGCCCUGCACAUCAGCCUAGUGACGCCCAGCUUCCCCACUGAAGGAGAGGGCCAGUUCACCCUGCAGCUCCGGCCGUCCAUCAGAGGGGCUUUGCUGUCACUGUUGGACCACUAUGACUGGAGCCGAUUUGUCUUCCUCUAUGAUACAGACAGAGGUUAUGCAAUACUGCAGGCAAUUAUGGAGAGAGCGGGCCAGAAUGGCUGGCAGGUGAGUGCGAUCUGUGUGGAGAGUUUCAAUGAGGCAGCAUAUCGCCGACUCUUAGAAGACCUGGAUCGACGUCAGGAGCGGAAAUAUGUCAUUGACCUGGAGCCUGAAAGACUACAGAGCAUCCUAGAACAGGCUGUCAGUGUGGGCAAACAUGUAAAAGGCUACCAUUACAUCAUAGCAAACCUGGGUUUUAAAGACAUAUCUCUGGAAAGGUUCAUGCAUGGUGGGGCCAACGUGACUGGUUUCCAGCUGGUGGACUUCAGCAAGCCUAUCGUCAUUAAACUGAUGCAGCGCUGGAACAAACUUGAUCAGAGGGAGUACCCUGGAUCUGAAAGCCCACCUAAGUAUACCUCAUCUUUAACAUAUGAUGGAGUCCUUGUGAUGGCCGAAGCCUUCCGCACUCUCCGCCGUCAGAAAAUUGACAUUAGUCGACGUGGCAAUGCUGGUGACUGCCUGGCCAAUCCUGCUGCUCCCUGGAACCAAGGAAUAGACAUGGAGCGGGCACUCAAACAGGUGCGCAUUCAGGGCCUGACAGGGAAUAUUCAGUUUGAUCACUACGGUCGGAGGGUCAACUACACGAUGGACGUGUUUGAGCUGAAGAGCAAUGGACCACGCAAGAUUGGUUACUGGAACGACAUAGACAAACUUGUGUUGGUCCAGAAUGAAAAUGCUCUGUCCAAUGACAGCUCGGCGAUGGAGAACCGGACUGUGGUCGUGACAACCAUCAUGGAGGGUCCCUAUGUGAUGCUGAAGAAGAACUGGGAGUUAUAUGAAGGCAAUGACCAGUAUGAAGGAUACUGUGUGGACCUGGCCUCAGAGAUCGCCAAACACAUCGGAAUCAAAUACAAGAUCUCUAUCGUACCAGAUGGGAAAUAUGGAGCCAGGGAUCCAGAGACGAAGAUAUGGAACGGGAUGGUCGGAGAGCUUGUGUACGGGAAAGCAGAAAUUGCUGUUGCCCCGCUGACCAUCACUCUGGUGAGAGAGGAGGUGAUCGACUUCUCAAAGCCUUUCAUGUCCCUGGGGAUCUCCAUCAUGAUCAAGAAGCCCCAGAAGUCAAAACCGGGUGUUUUCUCUUUCCUGGACCCACUGGCCUACGAGAUCUGGAUGUGCAUAGUGUUCGCUUACAUUGGAGUCAGUGUUGUGCUGUUUUUGGUGAGUCGCUUCAGUCCAUAUGAGUGGCAUGCUGAAGAACCAGAGGAGGGCACCGCAGAGCUGGGCCCCACUGACCAACCUCCGAACGAAUUUGGCAUCUUCAACUCUCUCUGGUUCUCACUGGGAGCAUUCAUGCAACAGGGCUGCGACAUCUCACCACGGUCUCUGUCUGGACGAAUUGUUGGAGGCGUGUGGUGGUUCUUCACCCUUAUCAUCAUCUCCUCUUACACAGCCAACCUGGCUGCCUUCCUCACUGUGGAGCGGAUGGUUUCCCCCAUAGAGAGUGCGGAGGACUUGGCCAAACAGACAGAGAUAGCAUACGGGACACUGGACUCAGGCUCUACUAAGGAGUUCUUCAGGAGGUCCAAAAUAGCAGUAUAUGAGAAGAUGUGGUCAUACAUGAAGUCUGCCGAGCCAACUGUCUUCACCAAAACCACAGCAGAGGGGGUGGCGAGGGUCCGCAAGUCCAAGGGGAAGUACGCCUUCCUCCUGGAGUCCACCAUGAACGAGUAUACAGAGCAGCGCAAGCCUUGCGAUACCAUGAAAGUCGGGGGGAACCUGGACUCCAAAGGAUAUGGAAUUGCUACACCGAAAGGCUCACAGUUAAGAAACGCGGUCAACCUGGCCGUGCUAAAGCUCAACGAGCAGGGCCUGUUGGACAAAUUGAAAAACAAGUGGUGGUAUGACAAAGGAGAAUGUGGCAGCGGGGGAGGGGAUUCCAAGGACAAGUCGUCUCAGGCUCUGAGCCUGUCCAACGUAGCCGGGGUCUUCUACAUCCUGGUGGGCGGCCUGGGCCUGGCCAUGCUGGUGGCCCUGGUCGAGUUCUGCUACAAGUCACGGGCCGAAGCCAAGCGCAUGAAGCUGUCUUUUUCUGAAGCCAUGCGAAACAAGGCCCGUCUGUCCAUCACAGGAAGUGUGGGGGAGAAUGGCCGCGUCCUGACGCCAGACUGCCCCAAAGCCGUGCAUGCUGGCCACGCCUCCCUCCGACACCCCGGCCUUGCAGUAGUCUCUUCCGGACUGCCCUGAAAACCAAAAACACCUGCCGUGCCUUAACGACACACAAACAUACAGACUUGGACAAGGACAUGUGCUUACAUACGAUCUCACACAUGUGCACAACACAAACACACACACACACACAUUCACACAAAGAUGCAUAUAGUUACAGAAACUCAAAUACACAUUCACAUAAAUCAAUACUCAGACACAUUUUUACACACUUGAAUACACAAACACACACUACGUAUCAUCAUCUCACUUCCCUGCUGCCACUGACUAAUUUUACAAGAGACAAAUGAAUUACAACGGUGGAGUGAGCAGUGAGAAAAAAAAACAAAAACAACGGACAACUAUACAACUAUCACACUUGCCUGCAGCAUUCAUUUUAAAUUUUUUUUUUUUUUCGGAGGAUACCAUCCUGAUAUCGACAAACUGACAGGAAAGCCAGCACAGACUUACAUGAAAUGAACUACGAGCUGUGAACACGACCACAAAACUGAUCAUGAUGAUGAUAGUGAUAAAGAUGAUGGCAACAAAAAGAGACAACCAAACAACUCUGUUCCUGCUCUGUCUUCAUUGGACAACGUUGGCCGAUCAGCCACACCCCUUGACAACGCCUUACUAAGACAAACAUUGUUUUCACCAUCAUCAUCAUCAUCGUGGUCAUCGUCGUCUUAACUUGCCUGCAAAGAGUGCCAGGUAUAUCACCCUUAGAAGACCAGAAAACUGUAAGCUUGAACAUUCGGUCUGUGCAAACCCUCUACUUUGCCAUGGACUGUUCAAACUGAAUGAAAAUGCUUUCUUACUGCGCAUAUAGAAUGAUUUCUCGCCCCAAACCAGUGAGAGAAUCAGCCAAUAUAGAACAGAAGUAACCUCGAACACAUAUGUGUGGCUCAUCUCGGCCAUAGAAUACACAGGGGUUUGUAAAAGAAGAAAAAAAAACAGUAGUAGUAAUUAACAAAGUCCUUCAUCAACAUCAUCAUGACAGUAGAAAUGCUAAAUAGCAAACUGAUGAUUACUUUUUUUGCCAAGUGGCAAAGUCGAGGUUUGAGCUGUAUAUUCAGUGGUGAAAAGAAAAAAUAAAACACAUGGGCAGAUCUCAAAUGGCUACCUAACAAAGGUGCUUCUCAACCUGAACACUGGGACCUUACAGAGGUUUGAGAGUGACUGAUUGGGGAAAUAGCAAAGCAAAAAUGAUGUUUAAAAUAUUUUGGAUAAAACUUUUCAAAUUUAGAAACACAUUCAGACUCGAAGUCCUCUUGAAUAAUUAAUCCGAGCAGCCUCGCAAUGAAAAGGCAAAUCAGAGCUCAUUAUUCUUCACACAUUUGCCUACAGUUGAGUGCCCAGAGGACUGAACCAUUUGUUUAAAGGGUCAUAAGUCGAAAAGGUUGAGAACCACUGGUCUAUGCUGUGCGAGCUUUGUUUGACUUAUACGUACAAUUUCCAAUUUCUUUCUAAGUAAUGAAUCUAAUGGUCAGUUUGGGUGUCAUUUGAGAUCCUCAGUCUUUUUCCAGUGGCCGGGGAAAGUAUCAUAUCAGAAAGCUUGCUUUUUAAAACUGUUGUAAAUAACUGCGUAGCAAAACAGAACUCACCUGUCUUUUUUAAUCAUCUUAGAUAACAAUUCAUUGCAAUAAUGAAUAUAAAAGAAAAUGCCACUACUUGUAAUUAAGAUAAAAUCUUUUUUAUAAAAUCUACAUAUUAUAUAUAAUACAAAUAAAUAUAUAUCUAUACGUCUAUAGAGAGCUAUAGAAAACAUUGAUCACUGAUUGUCAGAGGGCCAUGGCAUACAUUCUGUUAUAUGGCUGUUUUUGAUAACUUGAGAGUAUUAAUAUGCCACCGUCUCUGUGUGUCCUACCCAACACUGAAUGUCCAUCUGGCACUGACACGGACACACACGUACAGUAGAAAAACGCACGCACACAUAUUGUUGCAUACACAGGGUCAGCUCAGAGUGAUCACUCCAGCACCAUGAGAGGUUCUGAUGAUUUUUAUUUUGUCCCAUGUCUGUCUGAUGCACCAUUAGUUUAUUCACUGCUUUUCUUCGUCUACUGGUGUUUUUACCCCAAAAUCUGUUGGUGCAGGUUCCAGAAUUCAACACUGAAGCUGAUGCAAUGAGAGCGUUUUUAUGCAGGCCUCUAGAGAGGAUGGGCUGCUCUGACAACUGUACUGUGGUGAAACAAUCCUGUCUGACAUUUCGGGGGACUGUAGCAUUUGUGUUGCAUUCAAUAUUGCCUCAGCACUUUUUGUCAUUUGUCUUCUCAUCCAGACAUAAAUCAGCUACAGAUUGAAUUCCCAACACCGGUUCUACCUGAGGGGGGUUUGCACUUUUUGGGGAGAUUAUUGGACCCAUCGUGCUCAGCAAGAGCAAUCAAUCCUAGAAAAUUGUUCAAAUCUGUUAUAUAUUAUAUGGCAGCCUGCUAUCAUCCAUUCACCACUGGCUUAGGGGAUAUAGUACAUCACAUUGAUAUCUGAGAAACAAUUAGAAAGGGAAAAAUAUAUUUCUAUUAGUGCUGUUUUAUGUCUUUUUGUUAGAAUACAAGUUUAGCAUGAUGGUGAUACUUACAGAGGGACUGUGUCAUAAUACAGAAUGCUACUGUAUGUGUUUUCUGCCCUGCUCACCUCUCCUUUUCUUCCUUGUCCUCUUUUUUUUUAUAAUUCUACUGUCUCUGUGGGACUGCCUCUGUCCCACCUCUCAAAUCUGGUUCCUUCUCUUGUUUUGUCUUCCCUUCCCCUCUGCUUUCAUCUCUCCUCCUGUCCCCACUGUAAGACAGAACUCUCUGUACAAAGUGCAUCUCAACAAUGACAAACGGUGACAUUUUCUUCCUGGACACACUGCAAAAUAGUGGGAUAGAGAUUAAUCGAGAACUCAAAACACCAAUUGACAAUCUGAGUUUCUUCAUUCUGAAUAUUACAUAACUUUUACGCUCUAACCUUUAACGUUUCAUAAAAAGUAUUCUUGAUCUCUUUUUUAAAAAGUCACAUUUUUGUUAAACUCAUCAAAGUACAUCAUCAUGCGUCAGUCCUGCAUCAAAUGUAUUCAAGUAGAUCUCAUCAGACAAACACAUGAAUAUAAAAAUAUCUCAAACAGCUGAUUAAAACAACCCUUUUGUGGCUGAAAAGAACAAGAUAGACAUUUUCCAAACACUUCCUCUCAGUCCAGGGAAUCAAUGCAGCACUACAUGUGAGAAAUGAUGGAUUUCUACAGUGGAUACAUUUCUGAAGAGACAGUUAACGCUGAUCUAGCUAUCACCAGACCAGACACACCAGGCAGUUAAACUGAACAUGAUACUGUUUAUUUCUUCACCACCUCAAAUAAGAUUUCAUGCGUAGACAGCAAAAAGCAGACUGCUGGGCUGUCAACACUCUGGCUUUAACACUCUGUUUCUUUCUUCCUUUGUUUCUUUCUUUCCAUUUGGUUUCUUUUUCUAGUAAAACAUCAAUGCUGAACCUGUUCUCUCUGUGUGGUUAUUUAUCCAAAUCAUAGAAGUCAU
Messenger RNA from Thunnus maccoyii (southern bluefin tuna), 6227 nucleotides. RefSeq names its product glutamate receptor, ionotropic, AMPA 4a (gene gria4a). The transcript is spliced from 18 exons. NCBI's taxonomy places the organism in Eukaryota, Metazoa, Chordata, Actinopteri, Scombriformes, Scombridae. Gene Ontology annotation, cellular component: postsynaptic membrane; dendritic spine; plasma membrane. Gene Ontology annotation, molecular function: AMPA glutamate receptor activity; transmitter-gated monoatomic ion channel activity involved in regulation of postsynaptic membrane potential. The coding region runs from base 40 to 2763 and encodes 907 amino acids. The record is from RefSeq and is a predicted model, not a curated record. Gene Ontology annotation, biological process: modulation of chemical synaptic transmission; monoatomic ion transport; synaptic transmission, glutamatergic.